This is a messenger RNA of Plasmodium fragile, 3156 nucleotides long. RefSeq lists its product as uncharacterized. Bases 1 to 3156 code for a protein of 1051 amino acids. Lineage: Eukaryota; Apicomplexa; Aconoidasida; Haemosporida; Plasmodiidae. The record is from RefSeq and is a predicted model, not a curated record. The transcript has a single exon.
AUGCCGCUUUCCAAACGAAAUUAUAAAAUUCUUCGCUCCUUGGCGAGGACGGUGGGGAAGCUGUGUCAGUUCUACGACGACAACCAGGUGUGGAAGAGUAUGUUGUCGAGCGCCUACAGAUAUGAAAAUGAAAAAUGCAACAAGUACAACGACUUUUUAAAGACAUAUUUAAGUGGCAGUGUACAUUACUGCCCCACAAAGUCGAGUAAGAAGAAAUUGCGAGGUGAACUGUUUAAAUAUUUGCGAGCUAAUUUGAAGAAUGGAGGGAAGGAACACACGGAGGAUGUAUUCCUUUUAGGUUUCACAGCCAUUCGGCAUCUUGGAAGGGUAAAAAAUUCUUUGCUUUUGGCUCUGUCUUCCACGGGGGAUCUACCCAUAACACAUAGGUACAACCACAGGGUGUGUGUACCCAGGGGGAAGAACAUAUGGCACAGUGAUGAGGAAAAGGAUAUGUUUAGAAGAAAUUUGCACGUGGUGAAUUUUGGCUCUGUGGAGCAGGAUGAGGUGCAUGGGGAAGGAUCAAGUGCACAGGGGAAGAAGCGCUCCGGGGCUUACAGGAAGGGGGAAUCAGGACAGCCUGAUGGGGGAAACACGGUUAGCCAAGUGGGUCGUUUGAGUGAAGCCAGUGGGGGUGGCGAGGCGGACAACAACGCGAGCAUCCCUGUUAAACGAAGCAAAAACAGCAUCGUCUUGAAGAGAGUGAAUCACAAGCAGGAAAUAAAAAAAGGGAUGAUCCUUGUCGCCCAUCCACUGACCAGUAGUACCUUGUGGAACAGGUCCAUCAUUCUAAUUACGCACAGGGACAAGAGCAACCUGGUGUGCGGUAUCAUAUUAAACAAGCACCCCUUGUACAAUAGCUACAUGGGGAUAACCAACGAGAAGGAAAUCGUGAAUAUAUUGAAUAAACUUUACUUGAAGAAGCAAAGUUUUCUCACCGAGUUGGGGGAAGCUAGCGGCGGGGCUAGCGGCGCAGCUAGUGGCGUAGCUAGUGACCCUGCUAGUGGCGCAGCUAGUGACCCUGCUAGUGGCGCUGCGAGUGGAGAGAGCCAAGUGGUGGCCGAUAGCAGCGGAAGUGGUGGUAGUGGAGAGGUGGCCAAAGCAACGACAGCCACCUGUCCGGUGGAGGAAGGGAAGCCCCCAAUUGACACCGCCCCAAUGGAUGCAAAUCGCGUACAAACAUCAGCAAGUAAGGACAACCAGCCGAGGAAGGAAGAAGAUGGUCUCGUUCUGUUACAAAAUCAGUGCAUAGCAAAGGAAGAAGAGCAAAAUGUUGUAGAAAAAAAAUAUCCUGUUCAAACGAGGAGGGAAUUGCGAUGUGAUCACCAAAGCAAUAAUGAUGAGUUUCCAACCCUAAAGGAUUUACAAGAAAUGUUUUUAAGGAUUCAGUUUAGGAGCUCUUCCAAGCACGACACCAACAGACAGAGGAAACAGAAGAAUGUUAUUGCCGGAGAUGGAAGCGCACUUGGUGUUCAUGGGACUAAGAAGAACAGUCUCUUCGUAAUGAUGGAUGAACAUUUACUUGACAUUAUUACACACUACAUUAUUAAACUGAACAAGGUCCCCAUUUACCUCAGGUUCCUCCCUUCCUACAACAUUGGAUCCAUCAUCGAUAUAAAAAAAGAAAUUAAAAAAUUACAAUUUUUAAAUGAAUUUUAUAAAAUUUAUUUUGAACAAUAUAACAAGUGGAAAGUGGUGGUGAUUAAUAAUCGUAUACAUAUAUUUGAUAAAGAGAAAAAAAAAAAAAAAAAAAAAAAAAAAUUCUCCAAUGUGAGGAGUGUACAUGACGUGGAUGACACUGGGUCUGUCGUCGCGACGGACGCGGUGGGCGAAGAGGGGGCGAUGGAAAAGGUGAAGAAGACACGCAAACUCACCGAGGAAGAGAUACAAAAGAUUCACAAAAAAAUUAAAAAAUUUCAGGAGACCAAUAUGUUGUGCGAUGAUGAAGUGGAGGAGGAGGAGGAGGACAAGGGGCGUAGUGGUGGAGGCGCAGAGGGGUGUGGAAAACGUAAGGACAAGCAAAAAGGGCAAAGAAGGAAGAGCGACGGAAGGAAAUCAGGAGCUGUGCAGCAGCCAAUGGGCUCAGAUGUGCAAGCGGACGACGACAACUACGUAGCGGACGAUAACUGCGUAGCCGGUGAAGACCAUUCUGCACGGCAGUAUGAAGAUUAUGAGGAGGAGGAGGAGGAGGACGACGACGACGACGAGGAUGAGGAAGAGGAUGAGGAAGAGGAGGAAGAAGACGAUGAUGAGGGGGAGGAAGAAGUGGACGUGGAAGAGGAGGAAGGCUACCAACAUGAAGAGGAAGAGAGUAGCGACAGAGACAGACUCGCCCAUGUACACAACACAACGAAACAGCAGGAGCAGGUGGACAGCGCCACCCAAGUCAGCAAAAGCAAAGUGGACUCCACCGCCAAUGGAAGCGAUGCAGGAAAAAAGAACCACUUGGAGAGGAACCCCUUGAGCUUCUUCUGGCUGGGAGGACCUCUACCUGGACUAACCAUUCUCCAUAAUAUAAAAAAAUUUUCCAAAAAUACAGUUGUAAAUGAUUUUAUAUAUGAGGGUUACAACGAAAAUGUGAAUUCGGUGAAUGCAUCCGACGUGCAUGAAGCGGACAGCAAUCCCCACUUAUUGGCCACCGAGGAUGUACCCCUGGAUGAAGCGAAAAAGGAGAACGCCUCCACCCAAGUGCACGACCUCAAUGAAGAGAAUCAACCAGAGAGAGCAACCUCCCCCCAUACGGAUCCCAUAUACUUGGAAGGGGAUAACAGCCACAAGGAGAAGACGGGGGAAGCCAGCGGUGAGGAAAACAAACUCGUUAAGAGGUUCAUCGGGAAGGCCACAUGGGACAUAAACCAACUGAGGGACGAACUGAACAAUGAUUACUGGAUUGCCCUCAACUGCCAUAGCAAGGAGUUGCUCUCGAGUAUUAUUUUUAACACGGCAGCAGGUGGUACGGCAGGAAGUGGCGCCGCAGCAAGCGCUAAGGAUGGAAGUGGCAAGGAUGGAAGUAGCACCCCUCCAAGUGUGUACAAGGGAGAGUUCUUGUGGGAGAAAAUCGUGGCCUCCAUAAGCAGCGAUUACGAAAGCAUAUCCAACAUUCCUCAAGGUGUGGUAGAUAGUGUGCUGCGUGAUUUCAGGGGCGCGGAGCGUGACUGA